Nezara viridula (southern green stink bug) is the source of this 636-nucleotide messenger RNA. The record is from the annotation of a GenBank genome assembly. Lineage: Eukaryota; Metazoa; Arthropoda; Insecta; Hemiptera; Pentatomidae.
AUGGUGUAUGAAGUUGUUAUAGUUCACGAAGGCUAUAUUAAUGAAGAAGACGAUUACACUUUGAGGAAGAAUUGUACUUGUACCUUGAUAAAGGGAAAAGUUAAUGUAAUUGUUAACACCAUGACACCUUGGGAUAAGAGCCAAAUUUUAUCUGUAUUAAAGGACCACAAAUUAGAAACCUCUGAUAUAAAAUAUGUUAUCAGCACACAGCCAACUUCUGGGUUCGCCGGAAACAACUUUAUGUUUGAAAACAGUUACCACAUUGUUGGACAUGCAUAUACUCAGAAGAAUACUUACCUUUUUGAGCCAUUUUCAUAUGGUAACCCUCUUUGUAUAGAUGGGGAUGAUCUCAAAGUAAUUCCAACAUCUGGCUGUACUCUAAAGGAUGUGUCAGUUUUAGUAAAAACUGCAGAUGGUAUAGUUGCUAUUACUGGUGCUCUAUUUCUAAAUGAAGAAGAUUUGAAAAAUGAUUAUAAAUCAAUCAGAUUUUGUAAUGGCAGCUAUUUUCCACAAAAUCAGAUACACAGCAGGAGAAUGAUAGUAAAAAUAGCUAACUAUAUUAUUCCAGGAUAUGGGAAAAUGUUCGAGGUUGAUGAAAACGUUAAAAAAUCCUUUUUGGACAGAAUAAUCCUUUAA